AAAAAAACCCGCGGCCCACUGCUAUCGGGUAGGGUUAAAUAACGAAAAACUGCCUCCCCGAUCCUCGUCUCAGUCCAUCCUCCUCCCCGCCCGCCCGCCAUCCUUCCACUCCCUCCAAAGCCGGCGGCUUUCCUGACGCAACCCAAAAGAAAAAGGCCUAAGCUUUCAAAGCUUCCAUUUAAAAAAACAAAGAGGAACAGAUUCAGAAGUUGCUUCGAAGCAUAUCCUCCAACCCCCCUUUUCUUCUCUUCUCUCUUCCUCUCACCACUUUCAUUGUAGAGAAGGGACGAAGAAGAAGAGAGGAAACGGGAGGAGAAGAAUACCCAUAUAGCCCAUCUUCAGGUGGGGAGAGUAGCAGAGGAAUUUAGGUAUGGGUAGGGGUUGCGUGCAAAUUGUUCGACGAAAUAAUGAAGAGGUGACCUUCUCUAGCUCUGGUGUCAAGGUGCAGCUUUUCCUUCAAGAGGCUACUGAUGCUCUAAAGCCGAAAGCUCGUAGCAGCAGCAAUGUCUUCUUCGCCAGUGUUAAUCAAGUUGGGAAGGGAUUCGGGGUCUCUUCCUCGCCGAAUUCGCUGGAGAAUUCCUCCACAGCCACCAUGCUUACUGCGGCCAAUAUGCAGCUGAAGCUAGUGUCAAUAGCUGAGCCACCUCUGGCUGUGGAGAGCAGCAGCAUCCCCCCUGAGCUGCAGCUUGGAGAAGUUCUGGAGACGGUGGUCAAGAACACGAAGAAGAACAAGAAGGGUGGGUUUAAGUGGAGAAUCAAGGUGAGGAAUCCGGCGUUGCGGAGGCUGAUCAGUGGUGGAAUUGCUGGUGCUAUUUCGAGAACUGUUGUUGCUCCUUUAGAGACCAUAAGGACUCAUUUGAUGGUGGGGAGCUGCGGGCAUUCGUCGUUGGAAGUGUUUGAUAACAUUAUGAAGUCUGAAGGGUGGACUGGUUUGUUCAGAGGCAAUUUCGUUAAUGUUAUCCGUGUUGCUCCAAGCAAAGCUAUUGAGUUAUUUGCUUAUGAUACUGUUCUGAAGAACUUGACCCCUGAACCUGGGGAGAAGUCGAUGUUGCCAAUUCCUGCAUCCUCGAUUGCCGGUGGCCUAGCUGGUAUGACUUCCACCUUCUGCACCUACCCUCUUGAGUUGCUCAAAACCCGACUCACAGUACAGAGAGGAGUAUAUGACAACUUGCUCGACGCCUUCGUAAAGAUAGUCCGAGAGGAAGGCCCCGGGGAGCUGUACAGAGGUCUGACUCCAAGCCUAAUAGGGGUAGCACCAUAUGCAGCAGCCAAUUACUUUGCUUACGACACAUUAAGGAAAGCGUACAAGAAGGCUUUCAAGACCGAGGAGAUUGGAAAUGUGAUGACCCUUCUGAUCGGGUCGGCUGCUGGUGCAAUCUCAAGCACUGCAACUUUCCCUCUGGAGGUGGCGAGGAAGCAGAUGCAGGCUGGGGCGCUCAAUGGAGGUCAGUAUCGCAAUCUGCUCCACGCUUUAGCUGGAAUCCUUGAGAAGGAAGGAUUGGGAGGGUUGUAUCGAGGGUUGGGACCUAGCUGCAUGAAGUUAGUACCUGCUGCUGGUAUAUCAUUCAUGUGCUACGAGGCUUGCAAGAAGAUACUGGUUUUGGAAGAGGAAGCUCGUGUAGAGCAAGCAACGGGUUGAUGAGCAUCUUUUUUUCCCCUUCUAGAAGAGUAGCUUCGGAAUUCGCAUAGAUACUACUUGAUUAGGGGGUCGACUUGCCCUAAGAGAUGUGACCCUUGUGUUUACUUGAUUAAGUUGAAAGUAGGAUUAGAUUCUAGACCAAGAAUUCUUCCAUGAGUUCAUGCCAAAGGAUUUAGACUCUUGUGUUGUAUUAGUGGGCAAUGUGGCUCACUAGUAUGCCCUUUCCACCUCAAAAUCUAGGCAAGAGAGAACUUCCACCAAUUUUGUAGUUAUGAGCUUAAACCCACCUAUUAAUGAUUAGUGAACAUGAUUACUGCUUGUGAUAUCAUAUCUAGCGAUUAGUGGUACUAAUUAAAUUGCAA
Linum tenue is the source of this 2001-nucleotide messenger RNA. The record is from the annotation of a GenBank genome assembly. Lineage: Eukaryota; Viridiplantae; Streptophyta; Magnoliopsida; Malpighiales; Linaceae.